AUGUUACAUUUUCGGUCAACGGUAGCGCUGAAGGAGUUAUUUCAGACCCAGCUCAAGCGUCCGUUGGCAGGUAACGUUAGAGUUGGCGUUAAAGCGGCACCUGCGACCCCCGCCUGCUUCAGCACCGUCAGUUUGGAUGGGAGGUCACCGGGCAGAUGGAGGGCGUUUGCCGGGUGGAGAAGGCACGGCGUGAGAGGCUUUUGCUCCAAGGGGGAUAGCCACAGUGAAGCCGCCAAGGACUCUUCAGCAGAGAAGAGAAGAAAGGCGGGCAUCCUGCCCAGUCUGGAGGACCUGCUCUUCUACACCAUCGCAGAGGGCCAGGAAAAAAUCCCCGCUCACAAAUUCACCACAGCUCUUAAAGCCACAGGGCUUCGCACAGGAGACCCCCGGCUGAAAGAAUGUAUGGAGAUGCUGAAGGUGACCGUGAAGACGACCUCUGACGGCGCACUAGACCGACACCUCUUCAAAAAAUGUGUCCAGAGCAACAUUGUCCUGCUCACCCAGGCCUUCAGGAAGAAGUUUGUCAUCCCAGACUUCCAGUCCUUCUCCGCACACAUCGACGAGCUCUAUGAGAACGCCAAAAACAUGUCCGGAGGGCAGGUGGCAGACUACAUUCCUCAGCUGGCUCGCUUCAGCCCGGACCUGUGGGCCGUCGCCCUGUGCACCGUCGAUGGACAGAGGCACACUGUUGGCGACACCAAGGUUCCUUUCUGUCUGCAGUCCUGCGUUAAGCCGCUGAAGUACGCCAUCGCCGUUCACGACCACGGCACCGAGUACGUGCACCGCUUCAUCGGCAAAGAGCCCAGCGGUCUGCGAUUCAACAAGCUCUUCCUGAACGAGGAGGAUAAACCACACAACCCCAUGGUUAAUGCUGGCGCUAUCGUCUGUACCUCCCUCAUUAAGCAAGGGGCAAGCAACGCUGAAAAAUUUGAUUAUGUCAUGAACUUCAUGAACAAACUGGCAGGAAACGAGUACGUUGGCUUCAGCAACGCCACUUUCCAGUCGGAGCGAGAGUCUGGAGACAGAAACUUUGCCAUCGGCUACUACCUGAAGGAGAAGAAGUGUUUUCCAGAGGGGACAGACAUGACCUCCAUCCUCGACUUCUAUUUUCAGUUGUGCUCCAUCGAGGUGACCUGUGAGAGCGCCAGCGUCAUGGCGGCUACGCUGGCCAACGGCGGCUUCUGCCCGAUCACGGGAGAGCGAGUGCUGAGCCCCGAGGCGGUGCGAAACACGCUGAGUCUGAUGCACUCCUGCGGCAUGUACGACUUCUCCGGACAGUUCGCUUUCCACGUCGGGCUGCCGGCUAAAUCCGGUGUCGCUGGCGGGAUCCUGCUGGUUGUUCCAAACGUGAUGGGCAUCAUGUGUUGGUCUCCUCCGCUCGACAAGCUGGGCAACAGCGUCAGAGGCAUCCAGUUCUGCACGGACCUGGUGUCCCUCUGUAACUUUCACAACUACGAUAACCUGAGACACUUUGCUAAGAAACUGGAUCCUCGCCGGGAGGGAGGAGACCAGAGGGUGAAGUCAGUGAUCAAUCUGCUGUUUGCUGCUUACACUGGAGACGUCUCGGCGCUGAGGAGGUUUGCGUUGUCCUCCAUGGACAUGGAGCAGAGGGACUACGACUCCAGGACGGCCCUGCAUGUCGCCGCGGCUGAAGGACACGCUGAGGUGGUUCGCUUCCUGCUGGAGGCCUGUAAAGUCAACCCAGUUCCCAAAGACAGGUGGGGGAACACACCCAUGGACGAAGCGGUUCACUUCGGCCACCACGACGUGGUCACCAUCCUCCGCGACUACCACACCCAGUACAGCCCUCAGGAACCCACCACCACCGACAAGCAGAGCGCAGAGAAGAACCUGGACGGGAUGCUCUGACAGGAAAACGCCUGAAGGGAACGGUUUUUGUGUAAGAAAUCACUCAAAUCAAGCUGGACAGGAUUCUCGGAGGGGAGAAACAUCCACACAUAGAAACAGUUAAGAACAUUAAAUCAACCCAGACAAUAAACCGUACCGUGGAGGGGGAAAAAAAACCUUAGAUGAAACUAAACAGCCCCCCACCAUCCCUCCAGUGUAAAAGCUCGUGUUAUUAGACGUUGUUGUAUUGUAAUACUGUGUGUACUGUGACUGGGGGGGAAAUAUUUUUAUUUGAUUUCUCCUUCUGUAUUUUGACUUUAUUUGGUGAGUCGAUGGACCCUGUUAUUUACUUUCAACUAUUUUUAUUCUGAAAAGCUGUAACAGAAGGUAGCAAAUGUAAUCUGGAGUCUCGCAUCUUCAUCACAACAUGGUGUGUGUGUGUGUGUGUGUGUGUGUGUGUGUAAAUACGUACAGGUGUAUAUUUGUAGUUUGAUCAGCACGAGGCGUGUGAGGUAGGUUUCACAAACACACGGUCAAUGUUUCAAUUUUAAAUCUGACAUUUUAAUUAUUAUUUACAUGCUUGUUUAUUUAAACUUCAAUAUUCAGCCUUUAUAAGUUAAAAGCUUUUUGUUUUGCUGCUAUGUAACUACAGUUUUUCCUUUUUUUUUUUUUACCCCCCAAAAACUGGACUUUUAUUUUUCACUCUGCAUUAUUUUUUUUGUUUUUUUGUUUUUUUGUCAUAACAUAAGGAAAUAAUGUAAGCAAGUCAAAAGGCCAAAGUUCAGGUUGUUUGUUGUCUCCUGACUGUUGAAAGAUAUCAUGUAUGACACUGCCAGCAGUGAAUUACUGUAAACAUCCAACAAAAGAUUAGAAUAGAAGUUUGUUUUAUACUUUUAUGGUUUGUUUUUUUAGAAUAUUUCUAUUUGAUUGAAUGAUACAGCCGUAGAUGUUUAAACAUCCAUGUAGCUCCAAUAAAACAUCUAAAUUAAGUCCAAUAGUAACAUUAAAACAACUGAUUAAGCUUGACACAGCCUUUCUAAAUGUAUAAGUGGUGUCUCACACCCUCCUCCCCUGUUUAGUGAUGGUUUCUCUUUUAUGGUGUAAAUGUCCUCUUUCAACCCAUCUGUCCUGCAUGUCCAAAAUAUUGUUGUCAUGGAAAUAGUGACCCUAGUGAAAGAGGCCUUUUACAUCCGAAUAGAGAAACCAUCACUAAACAGGGGAAGGGAGUCUCUUUAACCAAGUCCAGUUGCCCUUGAUUUUAACCUCCCUUGGAUAACUACACAAAAAAUCCGACUUCUGCCACUUUAAGAAACUAAAAUAUAUUUAUUUUGAGUGCACAACGUCAUGCUGUAACACCCCUGUUCAUUUUCAUUGCUGUCAAUCUAAAGAUUUUUGCGGGGAGUGCGUUGACUGUAUUGUAUCACAUGAAUGAUGAUGGUUUGUAUGUAAACACUCAGGAAGGUCCAGUCCACAACAGAAGGAGCUUUUCUAAUGCCAGCGGAUUGUUCUUUGUUUCGUUUAUGCAGAUCUAUUCCAGAUGUUGUUUUCCGUACAGACAAACUGAAACCAGUGCAAUCAACAUGUCUGCGAUAUUAACAAUCCACAAUCCAAAUUUAGUUGAAAUUCAGUGCCCUGAGAGAGGUUUGUAUCCCUCAGGUUGGGAUCAGUUCAUGCAGUUUGUUUGAGAUCGCUUUUUUAAUGUGAAGGUGACUGAAAAGAAGCACAAAACUGUACCUAAAAACUGCAAUAUUUUAAGAAGCAACAUGAGGACGAAGUGAUCCCGACCCGCCUGUGAUAUGAAGUGGUCUCUGUUUGCAGCUGUGACUGAAGUAUUCUGAAUGUAACGUGUUUUGGUGUCGUUCUUUUUCUUCUUCAUGUGUUUGUAUGCUGCUUCAGUUCCUGAGUGUCGCAGCAGUUCAGAUAUUUAUUCACAGAUCAAACAUUUAAUAAAAGGUAUUAAAGUCAA
Micropterus salmoides (largemouth bass) is the source of this 3814-nucleotide messenger RNA. RefSeq names its product glutaminase a (gene glsa). Gene Ontology annotation, biological process: L-glutamine catabolic process. The record is from RefSeq and is a predicted model, not a curated record. Bases 1 to 1869 code for a protein of 622 amino acids. Gene Ontology annotation, molecular function: glutaminase activity; protein binding. The transcript has 18 exons. Lineage: Eukaryota; Metazoa; Chordata; Actinopteri; Centrarchiformes; Centrarchidae.